Messenger RNA from Suncus etruscus (white-toothed pygmy shrew), 936 nucleotides. RefSeq names its product leucine rich repeat, Ig-like and transmembrane domains 2 (gene LRIT2). The record is from RefSeq and is a predicted model, not a curated record. NCBI's taxonomy places the organism in Eukaryota, Metazoa, Chordata, Mammalia, Eulipotyphla, Soricidae.
AUGGCUUCUCACUAUUUCUUGUUAGUUCUGAUCUUUCUGGAUUUACAUGAAGUCCAUCCAUCUUGUCUGUCAGGCUGUACCUACUCAGAAGAGAAUUUUGAAAGAUGUGCUAUGAUUCUGACAUGUACAUCUAUCUCUUUGGGAGAAAUCUCAGUAAAUCUUUCUGAAGAGGUCAAGCAAAUAAAAAUUAAUCAUUCAUCGUUAUAAACUGAAUAUUGCAGAGGGUUUUUCACAAACAUGAAAACCUCCAAAUAUUUCUGGCUUAACUUUAACUAUGUCACCUCUAGAUCUGACAGCACAGAUAAUUUACAGUCACCCACCAAGAUCCACCUAGGAGCCCUGGAGCAGAUGUCAGAACAGAGACUGGAGGGUAACCAACUCCAUUCAGUACCAUGGACAGUUUUUGUGUAUCCCACAAUUAAGGGUUUUUAUCUCAAGCACAACAGGACUGAUGGACCUUCUGAACUUGCUUUUCAGUUCUUGGUCAAUUUGACCAACCUUUAUCUAUCCUUCAAAAGGCUUACAGUUGUGUUCAAGAGUGUCUUCUUGAAUUGGCUGGCCUACCAGAUACCCCAGGAAUCGUCUGGAGCUGAGAUCUUCUCCAGCCUGAAACUGGCAUUGUAUGACAAUCCUUGGCUCUGUGAUAAGAAGCUUUGUUCAUUUUUUAAGGUCAUCAGUCUCCCAGUCAUCCUGAUAAAUCUAUACCUGAUGACCUAUACCUUUCUUUUUAAGAAAGGACAGGUUUUUCAUAAAACUGAGCCUACAACCACCUCCUUGACUGCAGAAAAUGCUGAUCUAUUGAAGCUGGAGAUAUCAGCUACUCACCUGGUAGGGAGCAAUUAUACCUGUGUGGCCUCCAACCCCAAGAUUAGGAGUACACUUGUCAUCUCCUUUCAUGUCCAGCCUGCAGAAGACUGUGUGGGAACAGAGCCAUAG